Messenger RNA from Carlito syrichta (Philippine tarsier), 445 nucleotides. It is a transcript of the gene THRSP, whose product is annotated as thyroid hormone responsive. Gene Ontology annotation, cellular component: cytosol. The record is from RefSeq and is a predicted model, not a curated record. The transcript has a single exon. Bases 14 to 445 code for a protein of 143 amino acids. Gene Ontology annotation, biological process: regulation of lipid biosynthetic process. Lineage: Eukaryota; Metazoa; Chordata; Mammalia; Primates; Tarsiidae.
AGAGGAAGCAACCAUGCAGGUGCUAACCAAACGCUAUCCCAAGAACUGCCUGCUGACCGUGAUGGACCGGUACUCUGCUGAGGUGCGCAACAUGGAGCAGGUGGUGAUGAUCCCCAGCCUUCUGCGAGAUGUGCAGCUUAGUGGACCCGGGGGCCAUGCCCGGGCGGGGGCCCCCGAUCUCUACACCUACUUCACCAUGCUGAAGACCAUCCGUGUGGACGUGGACCACGGGCUGCUGCCACGGGAGGAGUGGCAGGCCAAGCUGGCAGGUGGUAAAGCCCACGAGGCUGAGAACGAGGCUGCAGCAAUGGAGGCCGAGGAUGAGGAGCUGGAAGCCCAGUUCCACCUCCACUUCUCCAGCCUCCAUCAUAUCCUCACCCACCUCAUCCAGAAAGCCCAGCAGGUGACGAGGAAAUACCAGGAAAUGACGGGACAGGUGCAGUAG